AUGGUAUGUGAAAAAUGCGAAAAAAAAUUAGCCAAAAACUCUUUAGCGACCCCUGAAGUGAGAGGAAUCGCAGGCUCGAAUACAGCCCCCAUUAACAAGCGGAAGAUCGGCGAAAACAAACUUCUAAGUUCCAAGAAUCGAUAUACGCCUUACGCUUCCUCAUCUUCCUCUGCUUCCAAACCUAACCAACCUCCUCAUUCACUCAUUGGUCGAUGUCUAACCUGCAAAGCUAACGUCGCUCGACCCAGUGCCAAAUAUUGUCAAGCCUGUGCAUAUAAAAAAGGACUAUGUGCGAUGUGCGGUAAGAUGGUUAUAGAUGUAACGUAUUCCCAACAAUGCAGCAAAUAA
Messenger RNA from Puccinia graminis f. sp. tritici CRL 75-36-700-3, 348 nucleotides. RefSeq lists its product as uncharacterized. Gene Ontology annotation, biological process: cytoplasmic microtubule organization. Lineage: Eukaryota; Fungi; Basidiomycota; Pucciniomycetes; Pucciniales; Pucciniaceae. Gene Ontology annotation, molecular function: microtubule binding. Bases 1 to 348 code for a protein of 115 amino acids. The transcript is spliced from 6 exons. The record is from RefSeq and is a predicted model, not a curated record.